AUGGCUUACUCUCAGCUGGGAUACCCCUACUCCACCACACCGCAGUUUCUGAUGACUUCAAGCUCUCUGGCCGGUUGUCUGGAGCCGGGGACGCCUCCGUCUCACCCGGUGCUGCGCUCCCCCGGGCACCAGCUCAGCCCGAGCACCGGCAUCGGAGUCUACAGCGGCCCUUACCCAAAGAGCCAAGGCUACUACAACACCUGCACCAGCGAUGCCACAGCGCUUUAUCCCAGAGGGCCACUGGAUCCAAAAGACGGAGCUGCAUCUGUGCAUGUGGGGACAUCUCAGACUCCUGCCUACUACCCCUAUGAAUACGCAUUUGGACAAUAUUCUUAUGACAGAUAUGGGUACUCCUGCUCUGAUGGAGCUUCUCGUCGCAAAAAUGCCACCCGAGAGACCACCAGCACCCUGAAAGCCUGGCUGCAGGAGCACCAGAAGAACCCCUACCCUACAAAGGGAGAGAAGAUAAUGCUCGCUAUCAUCACCAGGAUGACUCUCACACAGGUGUCGACAUGGUUUGCCAAUGCACGCAGGAGGCUGAAGAAGGAGAACAAGGUGACGUGGUCACCGCGAGCUUGUAAAGGCUCUGAUGAUCGGGGCUGUGAUGACGACAGUGAUGAAGCUGAGAAGCCAGUUGAAGAUGAAAAAGACCAUCCUGAUCAACAGUGUGCCGAGCUGCAGAGUGAUCUCGAGGACUUCGACCUGCUGGAGUCUGAUGCUUCCGACUGUGAACCGAAGCCACAAUUCCUAACUGAGGACAAUGAAAACCCAAACACAGAUCUCCCACAUGAGCACCUCACACACAACCCUGAAACCCUUCACAGAAAAGACAGAUUGUCCCCGGACUGCCCCAGACUCACACCAGUCCAACACCAAAACGCCUCCUUCUUUCCGAACCCAGACCUCCGAGACACAGACGCCAAGCCGAAAAUAUGGUCCAUCGCUCACACGGCGGUGUCUUUGGACGGCAGCUUGCAGCCAGAGUACCCUCCUUGUAUGCUGUCGAAUAACGGCUCCUCCUCUCCUGUGUAUCCGUCAAGCAUGGGGCUCACUAAGGCAGACAGGCAACAGGAAUCACCAGUGGCCACGCUCAGAGAAUGGGUGGACGGAGUAUUCCAUGGUCCCCCUUUCCAACAGCCCAAACCAGCUGAGGUGUGGAAAGGCUUUAAUGAUGCCGCGAUAGACAUCAGAAUACCUGGACAAUCCUUUGAACUUGUUAGGUCUACUUCAUCUUUGUAGUCCAACCAACUCGUCAACAACGGAAUAUUUCAACGACUGCUGGACUCGAAGUCUAUAUUGUGUUGUUGUGACCAAUUGACCAUUUGCUGAGCACCACCCUUUUAGUCACUAUAACUUUUGGAGAUGCCGCUGUCAAAUUUGUGAAUGUUUUUAAAUAGAUUUUAAGACAGAGAGAGAGAAUUUCAAACUCCUCAUCCAUCACAUUGUCCAUUAGUUUAGUUGAAAAACUCCAAGUCUGACUGACUUUUUAAAACUGCAAGUUGUAAACAUGUCUUAAAUAUGCACUUGACGGCCACAUAAGCCUACAGGACAUUAAGCAAAAAGACUGAAGCGAAAGUCUAAUGUCACAGGGAAAAGGUCGGUACCAUCACCACUUAUGAUCAAAUGUAAAUGUAAUGUUGCUGGAGUGUAAACAAAACCUGAAUUGCUCCUGAAAGAGCAGGAGAGGGGGCGUUAAAGUUCGGAUUGGUAAAAUGAAUGGGAUGUCCUUUUUUUAUUUAUUGAAAUAGAAUGUCCUGAUAGCCAUUAAUAAAUUAAGUCGUCUGAAAAAUGAAAAGAAAGAAAAGUCCUUGUCUGUGGCCCUCGCAGGGCAGUAAUAAACACGACCAAUCAUUUCAUCUGACUGAAUGCCGGAGAGACAUGAACCUCUGAACCAGAGACGAUAGCCAAAAGUUAGCGAGUGAGUCACGAGUGCGUGUUCAUAUCUUUUGGUGGCUGAGCUUUAACAAGAGGGCUGAUGGGACGUAUUGGUUGCAUAUUUUUGAAGUGUUGCCUGCACCUGCUCGCUUUUCCUGUAUUACCAACCUUAGCUUUAACGUUAGCAUGAUUGCAACCUGGACUGACUUCUAAACAAUGAGAAAAUGCUUCACCCUGGAUUUGCUAGAAGUGAGUGGCUCUUUUGUUUGAACCCAUGAAUAAAAACAGUGAACGCUAGUCUGAAAAUAAUUAGCAUAACUAAACUAAUGCUACAGACGGUAGUAUGUUACAAAGCUUUGCGUGCUGACUGUUGCAGAUUAAUCCAAUUCUUACACCUUUGCAAUUUUAUUUCUUGUUUUUGGAAAGAUAAUUUCAACAACCUCCAAACUUGUGAGAAAACGAGCCAAGCUAUGGACGCUCAGCUACAAAUGGGAAAAUUGCUGUUUGGCAAAAGGCUUUAAGCGAAUGGUCAAUAAACACAGUAUGGUCCUUUUUGGACAUUUUGAUAUGCCCUCUCUCGCUCUCUCUGUCUACUUGCAUUGUUAUGGACAAAACUUAUGGACAAAUGUGAGCAAACAACUGUGACCACAUACACACACACAUACACACACACUUCCCUGCGGCAAGGUUGUACGAUUCACAAAAAUUAAACAAUAUUGUACACAUGCACAAUUGCCUGCACAUGCACUAAGUCACAAAA
This is a messenger RNA of Platichthys flesus (European flounder), 2635 nucleotides long. It is a transcript of the gene irx4b, whose product is annotated as iroquois homeobox 4b. Gene Ontology annotation, cellular component: nucleus. The coding region runs from base 1 to 1239 and encodes 412 amino acids. The record is from RefSeq and is a predicted model, not a curated record. The transcript is spliced from 6 exons. Lineage: Eukaryota; Metazoa; Chordata; Actinopteri; Pleuronectiformes; Pleuronectidae. Gene Ontology annotation, biological process: regulation of transcription by RNA polymerase II; neuron differentiation; cell development. Gene Ontology annotation, molecular function: RNA polymerase II cis-regulatory region sequence-specific DNA binding; DNA-binding transcription factor activity, RNA polymerase II-specific.